Rana temporaria (common frog) is the source of this 668-nucleotide messenger RNA. It is a transcript of the gene TSEN15, whose product is annotated as tRNA splicing endonuclease subunit 15. The record is from RefSeq and is a predicted model, not a curated record. Lineage: Eukaryota; Metazoa; Chordata; Amphibia; Anura; Ranidae. Gene Ontology annotation, biological process: tRNA splicing, via endonucleolytic cleavage and ligation. The transcript is spliced from 4 exons. Gene Ontology annotation, molecular function: nucleic acid binding. The coding region runs from base 50 to 556 and encodes 168 amino acids.
GUUACCCGCGGAAGGUUUUCCUGGGUGCACUCCUCAUAUUCCGGUUGUCAUGGACACGGAACGAGUCGGCCUCUCUGCUGAAUGGAACAUCGGUGUUCGGGAGGGGGCGGAGCCCUGGAUACUGGAACACCCGCGGUUCAAGGAGAUGAUAUCAUUGGAUGUAGCUGACAGUUCUCAAGUAUAUUCUGCAUUUCUAGUAUACAUCGAUCUUAUAGAAGUGAGAAACUGGCAUGAUGUACAGAUUUUGGGCUCGUCUGAACUUCAUCUUGUUUACCUGCUUGGACAAGAGAAAGCUGACCAUAAGCCUCAGGUCAUAAUCCCCACGCCAGUCACCAUGUCAUGCAGCCAUGAGAGAAUUCAGCAGUAUCUGAAACUCGGCCACACAGCAGAAGAUGAAAAUGUAUCAUAUUCAACACUUUUAGGCAUUGUGGAAUCUGAUUCAACUAUUGUUUACUACAAACUGACAGACGGUUUUGUGAUCCCAGAUCCCCCAGACUUUGCAGAGUAUGUGGACAAUAAACGCUGGAAAAGGAAAAAACUUAGGUGCUUGAGAUAGCCAGAAGGUUAUACAGUGCUGAAAGAUUGUGUUUGUUUUUUGUUUUUUUAUGAUGGUGUCAUCAUUGUGCUUGGGAUGGGUAUAUCUCUAUUAAGGUAUUAUAUUAACACCA